Paralichthys olivaceus (Japanese flounder) is the source of this 3019-nucleotide messenger RNA. The record is from RefSeq and is a predicted model, not a curated record. NCBI's taxonomy places the organism in Eukaryota, Metazoa, Chordata, Actinopteri, Pleuronectiformes, Paralichthyidae.
UCCAGCCAUCAAUCAUCCAUUCGUUUCCGCAGCCUGUAGUCUGUGAAGUUACCCGGGCACAGAUGCAGGUCGUGCGGAUGCUGUCACCGGUUAAUAAAUGACUGGCCGUCUGCUGCCAGUGUUAGUGAGUGGAGGCUGCAUCAUAAUGAGCUGAUACUAUGUAAGCGAGGGGCCGAGGAAGGAGGACAAACAUGGCCAGAGAUUGUGUGUCACAGCCCGGAGAAGUGUGACGUGGUUUACAGCAACGAGAGGCGGUCACUGAGAGAUCCUCCUCUUCAGAUCUCCGCAGAUCCGAAGGUUCGCAACCUUCAGGCUCAGAGCUCCACGGACCUUUAACUGUGAUCCGAUCUGUGGGGGUUUUUUAAUUUUGUGGAGGGGGACAGGAUGUGUUGUCCUCCGGAGCUUCACUGCUGACCAGACCGAAGGGGCUGCCCACCUCUGACUGUGAAUGCGUGAGCCUGAGUCAGGAAACCUCGAAGAAACUUUUGAAUUUGAACCCAUCCAGGAGUAGUUACUGUCAGUGACACUCUGGAUCACACAGCUUUAAACUCUGCUUUGGAUCGACUCUGAUCUUUUAACUGUACUGUUGUUGAACUGGUGGCUUCUUGGGCAGCUGAACCAUGGCACUUUAUGUAGAAGGUCUGAGUAAAGGAGUGGCCAAAGGAGGGAUGGCUCAGUUCCAGGAAAUGAUGCGGCAGCAGCUGGAGAGCUCCAUGCACACGGAGCUGGAGAAACUGCUGGACACCACCACGGGGGCCGAGAGAGAGGUGUCCAAGAAAGACUUUGAGGGCUUCAAGAAUCUUUUCCACAGAUUUCUGCAGGUGAAGGGGCCGUCGGUGGAGUGGAUCAAGAUACAAAGACCUCCAGAGGACUCGAUCCAGCCCUAUGAUAAGAUCGAAGCUCGAGGCCUGCCAGACAACGUGGCGGACAGUCUGAACAAACUGGUGGUGGUGAAGCUGAACGGAGGCCUGGGCACCAGCAUGGGCUGUAAGGGCCCCAAGAGCCUGAUCAGCGUCCGCAACGAGAACACCUUCCUGGACCUCACUGUGCAGCAGAUAGAGCACCUGAACAAGACGUACAACACAGACGUGCCCCUGGUUCUCAUGAACUCCUUCAACACAGAUGAAGACACAAAGAAGAUCCUGCAGAAGUACACACACCACCGUGUCAAGAUACACACCUUCAACCAGAGCAGGUAUCCUCGCAUCAACAAGGAGUCGCUCCUCCCUGUGGCCUCGAGCUUGAACAUGAGCGGUCAAAGCACAGAAGGCUGGUACCCUCCGGGCCACGGCGACAUCUACGCCAGCUUCUACAACUCGGGCCUUUUGGAUCAGCUGAUCCAGCAGGGCAAGGAGUACAUCUUUGUGUCCAACAUCGACAACCUGGGAGCCACCGUGGACCUCCACAUCCUGCACCACCUGGUCAGCCAGCCAAACGGCAAGCGCUGCGAGUUCGUCAUGGAGGUGACGGACAAGACGCGCGCCGACGUCAAGGGCGGCACUCUGAUCCAGUACGAAGGAAAACUGCGUCUGCUGGAGAUCGCUCAGGUGCCCAAGGCCCACGUGGACGAAUUCAAAUCGGUUUCAAAGUUCAAGAUCUUCAACACCAACAACCUGUGGAUCUCUCUGGCUGCCAUCAAGAGGCUGCAGGAACAGAAGGCGAUGGACAUGGAGAUCAUCGUCAACCCCAAGGUUCAGGAAUACUUGACUCGCUUCGAGAGCAUCCCCGACAUGCUGGAGCUCGACCACCUCACCGUGUCUGGGGACGUCACGUUUGGGAAAAACGUUUCUCUCAAGGGCACCGUCAUCAUCAUCGCCAACCACGGCGACCGGAUCGAUAUUCCCGCCGGCUCCAUGCUGGAAAACAAAAUCGUGUCCGGUAACCUGCGCAUACUGGACCACUGAGCUGGACGUGUUUGUAGCUUGCAUACACCGCCCCCUACAGGCUCCUUAGGAAUACUAUCAAAGGUUUAUGUUAUAUAAUGAGAUAAUAACGGUUGUCACUUUCCACAAAGACAUUUAUAUAACAGAAGAGAAAACUACAGAUUUUAUCGUUUAUCUUCGUUUCGUCUGCUUCCUCAUGAAAAAGUUAAAUCUGCCAAAAAACAGUUAUUUAAUAAAGACACUUAUAAAACUGAUGACUUCAUAAUCCUCCUCCUCAUCCUCCCUCUCCUCCUCCUUCUCCUCCUCCUCCUCAGUAUAUAGCGUUUGUACAUAGAAGUAAACCAAUCACAUGUUCUUUCAUUUCAAGCUCAAGCUCCAUCUGUUGCAACUCACUUAAAAAAUAAGAAGAACCCACAGUCACAUUUAAAUUCACAGCUUCUUGAUUUCUAUUUUAUAUCUGCACCAAAUGAAAUAUCAGUCCCUGAAACAUAACAGAGUUUUAUUGUUAUUCAUGAGGUUCAAUCAAUGAAAUUUGAUUUGUACAGCUCUUAUUCACGAAUCACAAUUGGUGUCUUAGGGCUUAACAUCCUCUGUUCUUAACCCUCAACAAGAGCAAAGGAAAGAACUAUCCAGAAAAACUAAACGCCCAGAUCUCACAAUGUUAAAGAAAGUGACGAUCACAGUGAAACCUGGAGGCAACGAAACGCUCCGUCUCUGUAACUGCUGGACUUUAUCCAGGCGAGACAACGACGCCGUAAAGUUUUAUGUAAAAAAUAUAAUGUGAAGUGAAGACUUCUUUGUUCAGUCCUGUGAUGUAGAAGAUAAAAAAAACCACAUUGUGCAUUAUUGUCUUUUUAUCCAGUUAGUUUGUUCACAUGUUGACCUUCAUGUUGUGUGAAACCUCGUGCCUCCAUCACAGUGUCUCACGUCUCCUCCCGUCCAGCAACGUCUUUCUGCCUUUUAGCCUCACGCACCGAGCACCGCAGGUCAUUUUAAAACAAACGUGUACAUACGCAGAGUUUCAGUGUGGAAGAUACUUGAGAUGGGUCCUGGAAGCAAUAAGUGUUGAUCUGUGACGAGGUCUCGGCCCAGUUCUGCCUUCUCGGAGCUGAAUAAAGUGCAAUACGAAAUACUGA